GUAAAGAUAUAACUGAAAGUAAAAAACUGAAGAACACGUUUUGGAGACAAAGGAGUUACGGGGUGCAAUCUGUCCAGCACAGACACAUUGUAAGUACCUGGGUGUAAUGGGUAAAAUAAAGAUUGUCAACGUGUCAAUAUGGUUGAGUCAAUUUUUUGCUUGUAGUAAAGUUUUGUGAAUUAAUAUAUUAAUUUCUGACCUAUUCUAGUGAUCUACAAUGGGCACACCCGUUCCACAGCGGCUGCUGGCUACCCUAGAAAAACUAGACAAGGCUACGUUUCAGACCUUCCAGUGGCACCUGAUGCAGGAAACACUGGAAGGCUUCACUCCCAUGUCAAUCGCCAAUCUAGAGGAUGCUAAGAGGCAAGACACAGUGACUAAGAUGGUGCAGGCCUAUAUGAACGAAGGUGCUGUGAAGAUCACACGGAAGAUCCUGGAAGUCAUGGGAAUGUUUGCUCUAGCAGAUAAGUUAAAGACAGACAGUGAAAAAGGUAAUUCAUAACUCACUGAAAACAAAUACUGUAUGCAACAAAUGUACUUUCAUAUGUGCAUUUUAAUCGUUUGUUCACAUACUGUAAAGUUAAUAAUAGUAAAUAUGUAUUUGUCUAUUGUUGAUAGUUGAACAUUGAGAGGCAGUUUCCUGGACACAGAUAAUUAAGCUACUCCUGGACUAAAAUGAAUUUUUAAAUGGAGAUUCUCCAUUGAUCUUGCUUUUUAGUCCAGGUGUAGGCUUUUUAUCUGUGUUCAGGAAGCUGCCCCUGAGUGUAGGCCUAGUUUUGCCAGGAAGUAAAAGCAGGAAAUUCAGCAUGCCAUACGUCAAUUUGCGCUUUAUUCAACUCAGGCUACAAAUACAGAACCUGUUGAUUCUUUACAAACCAUGUCAUGGAGAGUCUCUCUCUCUCUCACCAGGUCAAGCUGCUACUCCCCAGUCUAGCCAGGUUCAAUCUUCAGACAUGGAGACAAAGCAGUAUGGUAAUGUACCUGCCUUGUUUGCAUGGGAUAAAUGCAGAAAUAUUACUUAACUAGUGUUUUGAGAAGUUAUUACAAAAUAAUGGGAUUAAAUAAUUUAUGUAAUUGACCAGAUUCACACUGAGAGGCAUGAUAAAUAGAUGACCUAAAGGUACAUCUGCAAGACAAAAGUAUGCAUUUCACUGAGGAAAUAUUGAUAAUGGAAAAUAUAGCAUGCUCAACUCUUAAAAUAUCUUUGUUUGGUGCUGAUAUGAAAUGCAUUUUAAGAAAGAACUCAGAUUGUGAGCACUGAAUAUCAUUUUCAUUCAGGAAACAAUUCUGAUGCAAGGUCUUUCUUAUGUCGUGUUUGUCAAAUGAUGCCGAAAGAAAAACAUCUGUAUUUCGGUCUCACAUGUAUAGUCCUGUACAUGCACGGUUAGAUUAACUGAAAAUCAAUCAUUCUUUAAGGUUGUUUGAAUAACAAAUGUUCUCUAACACAGGUGCCCAGUUUGUGGAUAAUAACAGGGAAAAUCUUGUUAAAAGGGUUACCAUGGUGAUGCCAAUAGUAGAUAGCCUAUACCAGAAGAAAAUGAUCCAUGAUGAGGAUUACUCUGAAAUCACUGCAGCCCAAACCAGUAAUGCAAAGAUGAGAAAGCUGUAUGCGGCCCUGAUACCUGGAGGAAAGGUGGCUAAAUCAGCCUUUUACCAAGUUCUACUGGAACAACAAUCUCUUCUAGUCGAAGAACUGGGUAAGCUCCUCUCUCUCCUCUUUUGGUAACAUAACUAUCUAUCAGUGGAAUAUAUGUGUAUUACACUCCCUGCUCCCCUGGAAUCAGCUGGUAUGUUGACUAUAUAUAACGAGUUUGAAUGGAGAAGGUGAUGGUUUGUCAAAGGGCUGCGAAGUUCCCCCCUGUAAAUCGAACCAUGCACAAAACUGAUUAUCUCUCUUUGUUUUCCCAUAUGACUCCAGGUGGGAUUGGCCAGAAAUGAAGUCAACUUGAGCGGCUUCUACAGUCAUGGUCUGGACCUCUAGAAAGGUGCUGGCCAUCUACUCACUUUUUUUCAAAUCUUACCGUUGUCUCUCAACCAUGUACAUUACCAGUCAAAGUUUGGAC
Messenger RNA from Coregonus sp. 'balchen', 2063 nucleotides. NCBI's taxonomy places the organism in Eukaryota, Metazoa, Chordata, Actinopteri, Salmoniformes, Salmonidae. The record is from the annotation of a GenBank genome assembly.